AUCUGAAAGAGAGAGAGAGAGAAAAAACAUGAAAUAAAUAAAUAAAUGAGCAAGGUGCAGUUCCGCCAGGAGCCCCGAGUGAGUGAGAGUGUGUGUGUACGCGCGCUCGCGUGUGUGUGAAUGUGUGUGUGGCGUCUGUCUGAAACAUGAACCGCUUGCUUUAGACAUCCAGGAGCGCUUUCAAAACGCGGGAAAUAUCCUCACCAUCAGCACCACCACCAUCAUCGUCAUCUUCAUCAUCCUCCCCGUCCUUCCGCGGGGGGAAAAAAACCUGUUCGAGAUUUAAUUUUAUUUGUGCGAGCUGCCUACGAAAGUGACACACAAACACUCACGUACAUAUACUACAGAGAGUGUGUGUGUGUGUUGUUUAAAUUAGUGUUGAUGCUUUUGUUUACUAUCUUAAUUAACACCCGCGGGAAGCUGGAGCAUUCAUGUCGUGAUCACAGAAAAGCGUCGCGUUUUUCUGAUGGAUUAACAUAUGAUCUGAACUCAGCCCAGGUCAAACCGCUCCUCUCUCCUCCCCUCUCCGUUUUUUCUCCUCCUCUCCCUCCCCUAUGCUCAGUUCGGUGUGUGUCUCCUCAUUCAAAGGGCGCAAGGGUGGGAACAAGUCGUCCAACAAAGCAUGUUACAGCGCCGACAUGACUUGCCCGUCGGAAAGCGAGAAAAUCGUCAUCAACUGCGGCGGCGUGCGGCACGAGACGUACCGGAGCACCCUGAAGACGCUCCCCGGUACGCGGCUUUCGUGGCUCACUGAACCGGACGCCUUCAGCAACUUCGACUAUGACCCGAAGUCCGACGAGUUUUUCUUCGACCGGCACCCGUCUGUGUUCUCGUUCAUCCUCAACUACUACCGGACGGGGAAGUUGCACUGCCCCAACGACGUGUGCGGCCCGCUGUUCGAGGAGGAGCUCGCUUUUUGGGGCAUCGACGAGACCGACGUGGAGGCGUGCUGCUGGAUGAACUACCGGCAGCACCGGGACGCGGAGGAGGCGCUGGACAGCUUUGAGACACCCGAGCCGGAGGUGCCGGACGACGACCCGGCGCUCGCAGGAGACGGAGACCUGAAGCGGCUGUGCCUGCAGGAGGACGGCAGGAAAGCGGGCUGGUGGCGCGUGUGGCGCCCGCGGAUCUGGGCGCUUUUCGAGGACCCAUACUCGUCCAAAUACGCGCGGUACGUGGCGUUCGGAUCGCUUCUCUUCAUCCUCAUCUCCAUCUCCACCUUCUGCAUGGAGACGCACGAGGCGUUCAACACCAUCUACAACAAGACGGAGAACGUGACGGAGGGCAACGUGACGCGGGAGGAGAUCGUCUACGAGGUGGUGACCGACAGCUGGCUGACGUACGUGGAGGGAGUGUGUGUGGUGUGGUUCACCAUCGAGGUCUUCACCCGCGUCGUCUUCUGCCCCGACAAGAUGGAGUUCUUCAAGAGCCCGCUCAACAUCAUUGACUUUGUGGCCGUCCUGCCGUUCUACCUGGAGGUGGGACUCAGCGGGCUCUCCUCCAAAGCAGCCAAAGACGUGCUGGGCUUCCUCCGCGUGGUGCGCUUCGUCCGAAUUCUGCGUAUUUUCAAGCUGACGCGUCACUUUGUGGGCUUGCGUGUUCUGGGACACACUCUUCGCGCCAGCACCAAUGAGUUCCUGCUGCUGAUCAUCUUCUUGGCUCUCGGCGUGCUCAUUUUCGCCACGAUGAUCUACUAUGCUGAAAGAAUAGGCGCUAGCCCGGAUGACCCAACGGCGAGCGCGCACACCAACUUCAAGAACAUCCCCAUUGGGUUCUGGUGGGCCGUGGUGACCAUGACCACUUUGGGAUAUGGAGAUAUGUACCCGGAGACGUGGUCUGGGAUGCUGGUGGGGGCGCUGUGUGCGCUGGCGGGCGUGUUGACCAUCGCUAUGCCCGUUCCUGUGAUCGUCAAUAACUUCGGCAUGUAUUAUUCGCUGGCCAUGGCUAAGCAGAAGCUGCCUAAGAAGAAGAAUAAGCACAUUCCGCGGGCGCCACAGCCUGGAUCGCCUAAUUAUUGCAAGCCGGACGCAUUAGCUAUGGCCACGGCUUCACCCCAGAGGAUCUUGGGUAAUGUGCUGGGUGGUGUUCUGGGCUCGAGCGGGCUCACAGGAGACUGUCCUCUCGCUCAAGAGGAGAUCAUCGAAAUCAACAGAGACUCGAAGCAGAACGGUGACGCCGCCAGCGCCGCUCUAGCAAACGAGGACUGUCCAACAAUCGAUCAGGUUCUCAGCCCAGACGAGCGCAGCCCCGUGGGCCGAACACAAGAGCGUUACCAGCAGGACAGAGCCUGCUUUCUUCUCAACACACGAGAGUUUCGACCCACUGAUGGAAAUGUGCGGAAAGGUUGUGUCAUAUCCCGCGUUUGCCGUCAGUGCAGCGCCAGAGUUUCUAAUGCGUGACUGAGGUGUUAAGUUUCUAGCAUUUGGCAAUUCUUUUAAGGAGACGCGGUUAGUCGCUGAAUCCUGACAGUUUUGCCGAUGGGGUCGUACCAUCCACACAGGACAUGAGAGGAAUGUCGGACUGGCAAGAGGGUGAGACUGGAAAAAAAUAAAGCUAAAUAUUAUAUAUGUAUAUGUAAGGAAGGAAACUGGAAUUUUCCAAGGCCGGAUCUUCACAUGGUAACCAAAGCAACCUCACCGAAAUUCCGGAUCACUCCUCUUUCUACAGACUGACUGACUUUACAGCAACAAAACCGAACAUUGCACUGACACCUGAAAGAGGAAAAAGACUCUUGAAGGAACGAACGGAAAAACAAAAAAAACAUUCCAAUGAUUUAAGAUCAAAAGACCAGGCGUUUUGACUGCGGUGCUCACCUGGGCCCUGAGUUUCUGUAUAUUAGCCUAUAUGUAAGAAUGAAGGACCAAGUUAGAAUAAUUAUGUAGCAUUUCUGCUAAGACCUUGUAGCAUUUCUUGGCUGGGAGAAACUCUCCAGAGACUUUUUACAGACUGAUAUUUCAUUGACCGUUUGCACAGAAUGACUAAAAAUGGCUUAGUCAUGCACAAUUUCUUUCUUCUUUUCUUCCCCCACUCAGCAUAUUAGCAGCAAAAAUGUGUUGUUCGUGCAUUGCCGUGUGGUAGUUCCCACUCUCCGUCCCAGAAAAAAACAAAACAAAAGUCUGAGUCUUAGAGUAGCUUUUCUUUGUGAAUGAAUCUAGAGCACUGAAAAGUGAAACGCAGCACUCUGCUUUGGUACGUUGCUAUUCCCAAAACAGUCUUCCAGUUUUUUCCCCCAAUGUCCAGGGGAGGCAACAUCGAAAACACAGUCCUGACAGACCAAAGCCCAACUGUGACCAAAUAACGUAAGCUAAAAUGGCACAAAAUCACUUACGAAACAAUGUUCCCUGCCAGAUCUGAACUUUUUUGUCCCUUUAAAUACUAACGGAUUGGCUGUUCUGCCAGGGGUGCUGUCUUUAUAAUUCCCUUAAACAGAGGACUUCCCAAAGUGGAAUUCCCCAAUCUAGAGGUUUAUUUUCUGAUUUAUUUAGUAAAGCUGAUGCUGCCAUAGAUUAUAUACGUGCACAUGCCAGUGCUUGGACCAAUAAAAAGCGUUUUUGCUUUGUGGAUAGAGGGUAUAAAGGUUAGGGAUGUGCGCUCCUGUAAUCUCCCUUUCCGAGAGAAAAAAAAUCGUCUAUGUUAAGACGUGUCUAAAACUGC
Danio rerio (zebrafish) is the source of this 3654-nucleotide messenger RNA. Lineage: Eukaryota; Metazoa; Chordata; Actinopteri; Cypriniformes; Danionidae. The record is from RefSeq and is a predicted model, not a curated record.